UUUGUAUUUAGAACAUGUCACGUUUGGAGUCCAAACCAUCCGUAGACCUGCCGCCAUGGCCUGCCGGGACCUCUCCAAGCAGUCACUGUCUGCCGCAGGCCUCCUCACCGCCUUGACCUUCCAAGCAGCUGCUGUGCAGGUCACGGUGCAGGUGCCGGCCUCCUCCCUGGAGCGAUGGCGGCGGAUGUGUCGCGAGGAGCAGCAGGAUGAGGGGAGCCUCCUGAGUGGCCUCAUCACUACUCGCCAGGAGCUCCUGGAUGCAGAGAUCGUUCCAAGACCGGUCGCAACGGGAGUCCCAACGGCCAGCAGUAGCGAAGCUGGUUCUUGUGGGAGGUUUGGCUAUCAGAGCCCCGACGAUGCGAAAGACAUCUUCUCCUUUGCCCGCACUGAGCUGGAUUGCCCUGAGAUCUUCAUGAAAGCUGUGGUGAUCUAUGGACGACACCUUCUUUCUCAAAAGCGGCUUCAUGAAUUUGACAUUCUGCACGAAGUUAUUCGUGCAGAGCCCGGGCAGCCCAUGCUGACAGGGCCGAGCAGGUUCGCCCAGCAAGGUCUGGCUGGUCCUUUUGGUUUCAAUCAUGUUUCGUCUUUGUUCUUGGAGGGGGGGUCAGGAAGACCCUCGCGACCGAGCAGCAUCCAGCAAAUCUGCCCGCCUGAGACAACCACCCCUGCUCUGAUGUGAGAAAGUAGUACAUCUCCAGGC
Molecule: messenger RNA, 700 nt
Organism: Durusdinium trenchii
Lineage: Eukaryota; Dinophyceae; Suessiales; Symbiodiniaceae
Source: the annotation of a GenBank genome assembly